AUCUUUUCCAGAAAAGACUAAGAUUCCAAUAUUUGAGGCAUAUUGAGUUCCCUGAAACACUGGUAUUUAGCAGUAUGGAUGAUUUCUAAAUCUGUAUUUGAGGCUGAGGCAGAUCUGGUGCAAGUAAGGCUCCAAGUAAAAGUAAUUAUUAACUUGUACUUAAUCAAACUCAGUAAUGUCGUAUGGCCAUAAUAGGUCAUUUGUUUCCCCACUUCGCUUUAUUUUCUGAAAUGACAGAAGUAAUUGCAUGAUUGUAACAUAAAUUAGUAGGUACAUAACACUGUGUAUGUGUGAGAUGUUUUCGAGGAAAUGUAAAAUUAAGCUCAUGUUUUGUCUUUGGGGAUUCUUUAGUAUAUUUCAGCUCUGCUAACCCAUUCUGUUAAAUCAUGUAGGCUAUUAGAUCCCAGUCUUCUGUUUAUUUCAGAAAUCUCUCUCAAAAUAAAUUCCAUUUUAUGAUGGCUUUACGGUUGGUCUGUGUAAGACCAGUCAUUUAAUCUGAUGCAGAGGUUUGCAGAGGUUUUGGAAAAUGAUGGAAAUCAGUGGCGCUUUUUACCCUGUUGUUACUCUAAAGUUUCUUACAUAACUCCUCUCACUAAAUGAAAAGCCUCAAAGUUUCAGCCACUAAAUGAAAGGUUUACAGCUGCUUUUCAAAUCGUGUUAUGAAAUUAAGCAGUAUGUGGACCAUAUUCUUAACAUAAAAUGUAGAGCUUUCUAUAGUAUAUUUCCAGUGACCUCUCUCUUGCAGUGGUGUUAAUAAUAAAACGUAAUUAUUAAAAGCAAAACCUUUGCUUCAUCCAUCCUCUCAAAUGCUUCAGGAUGGGAAUCAGUCAUUGUCUGCCUUACUUCCUUUCAGCUUACCUUGUUGUUCUAAUAUUAUUCCCAAUAGAUCUUGUUAUUUUUAAAUUCAUCAUCUCCCUCAAAUCUUUUCUUGUAGAAUGAAGGAGAAACUCUUCCUUAGGGUGAAGAUUUUUUCUGGAACAGCAUUAGUACUUCUGCCAAAGCUUCAGUCACACUUUUCUGCAGAGGUAUUUUUUCAAUAAGCUAUUUGAUUUCUUUUCAAACUGCCAGUUUCAGUAUGCUUUUCUAAUGAAAUUCUGCCAUUAGCUUGUAGUUAGUAAGCAAGGUAUUUCACUGCUCUGAGAGCUGAAUCAAGACACUAAUGAAAGCUUGAUGGAUAGAUGUCUAAUGAGCCUCAUUUCAAGAGGAAAGGCCUUUCCUGUGGCCUGCUGGGCAUCAAGCAGACCCCCAGUGCUGUGUACAAGUGUCACUCUGAGAUCUGGUCAUGCUCAGAGGGAAAGUCCCCAAACCUGGCCUUUCUCCAUAAGGUAUCAGCUCCAGCAAAACCAGCCUCUGAGCUGUACUAAACUACGCUCUUACAGCAUGGGAUCAAUUGAGCUCUUCCCAUAUUUGCUCUGCCAGUAGCCAGAAUCCUCUUUUCUUUUGGUUCAGCCAGAACUAAGUAGCUUGGUGAUAGUUGUUCUUUUUCAGAAGUUUGCCUAUUGCCCUCUUUUAAAGCUGUAGUGAAAGUUAACCGAAUUUUAAGUGCUUGAGUAUGGUUGCACUCAAGACUUCAAGGACUACUCCAAAUGUUCCCUAAAGCUGCUCUUCCUCCAGUUGCUGUGAUAUGAUACUGUGCACAGGGGCUGUGUGUGCAACAGCCCUCUUGAUUUGAUGGGGAUGUUCAGAAGCUUGAGGAUUAGUUUUUAACAGGUAUGGUGGAGAACAGGAAUUGGAAUCAGCUGGUUGUGGUGUCUUGGGGGAAAGAGCCAUAUGAAGUGGUAAGAGACAAGAGGGGAAGAUGAAAGGUAGGAGGUUACAGUUUUAGAUGGAUUUACCCAUGCUGUGAAUAUUGUAAAAUUGUUUAAAAAUAAGUGAAAUUAUUCUAUUAUGUAAUGUAAGCCUUUAUCCCAUGACUGAGGUUUGCAUUGGAAAAUACUGGGUUUAUUGGGUUUUUUGCUAGUAUUGUGUUGAAAAAUUGAAAUCUGAAGUACAAAUUUGUUCCAGAAUUUUAUUUUUUUAUUAUGUCAGUUAUUCUUCAUAAAAAUAUUCUCUUUAGAGGUAGCUAUCUGUGAUGAUAGUUUAAAACAAGAUGACUUCUUUAAGCUGGAAGAGUGGAUAACUCCUUGUCCAAUGAAAUGUAACUGAAUGUGUCAUUAUAGUUUUGUAAAGUGGAGUUUAGUUCUGAGACUUACAAUUUUCUUUAAAUGUAUAAGAUGUCACUAGAACGCUAAAGAAUUAAGAGAAGCCAUUGUUCAUCUCUUCCAGUUCUUGCAGACUCUUAUUGAUCUCAGUGAUCUUUGGGGAGUUAGCAGUUGGAAGUGAAAAUGCACAGCAGAUUGGCUCAAGGCAUGUUGACUUCCUGCUGAUGAAAGGAGACAGUACCAGUUCUUCCUUCUUCCCUGCUGUGAAUUUUCUUAUCAAUUUGUAGCAUCUCUAGUUCUAUAGGACUGGUGUUGAGCUGCUUAUACUAAACAACUUGUCAGAAGACUAGGCAGGGGGAAAAGAAAAAGUGGGCAAUCUAUGUUACUUUAGGGGGUUGAUUUGACUAAGCAGAGCCAGACUUCAGGAGAAGGGCUGGACUGCACAGUCAUGGCAGGUGAGUCGAGGGUGGGUGUCUUGUGUUGAGAGACGGAUUAGCAGCAAGGUAUUGCGUUUGCUUGGCAAAAUACAUCACACUAAGAUUCUCUAGAAAAGGAGAAUGAAAAUGGGUUAUAUCCCUGUCAGAUGUUUUUAAGCUCAGUUUUCUGCCCUGAAGGAAUACAGCUGCUGCUGCAAGUGGAUAGCUGCCAUUAAAAGGUGAAGUUAGUUGUUGCACCCUGCUUUUACUCUCCAGCUCUGGAGAAACUGAGAUGCAUCUCUUCAGUCCCUUGUAGUACUUUCUGAACUCCUUGCUGCUCCCAGGCAGGUCAUUGUACACAGUCUGAGAAAUGUGUUUCUAGGUUAGGGCCUUGCUUGUGUUAAACUUCUACACCACCUUUUAGAAAGACUAGAGUAACAUAAAGCUAAUCUUCAAACGAAAAUCAGCCCCUCCCCAACCUGGCUUUUGCUGUACCACCUUCUCCUCAGCUUACUGUUUGAUACUUUUGGCAAGCAGAAAGUGGAAUUUUGCUUUCUCUGCUUUCAGAGAAUAAGAGGCAUAGCAUCAAAUUUUGCCAGAAGUGUUGCAUGACCUAUAUUUUUGAAAUAAAAAAAAUCAUUCAAAAUUCAUGUGUUUUGAAAUAGCUUUUCUGUCUCAUGUUUAGAGUAUUUAAAUAAGUGCUAAAGAGCCAGACAAGCUUUACAGUGUUUCUUGGCUUUUCUGGCAAGAAUGAUCAUACCUGCUUUUCCAGCCCUUUUUAAUCAAUAAGUAGCUGAAAGCUAUAGAGGUUUUAUGAAUCAGCUGCAUGCUGCUUAUCGUGCUUUGCUGAUUUACAGUGAGGGAAAAAUGGGCUUAAUAAUUGAUGGGCUAAUAGGUGCUGGUUUAUAUGCAUUAGACAUUAUCAUAUUAAAUAUUCCUAAACAUAGAUUUAUAGACAUACUGUCAAAACUAGUUUAAUUUUUAAUUCUAUUUAUUUUAUUUUUGGGUUUAUAUUAAUACAGUUAUGUUUUAUUGUAUGUCUUGAAUGGUUAUUUUAAAAGUAGUGUUCAUACAGUGUAGGAUGGUCUGUGAUCAAUUUUAUAAUAAAGAAGUGUUUUUAUUAUAAACCACUUCUUUAAUAAGUACUGAUUGCUAUAUUUGCUUUGGUAUAGUCUUGAUGAUUUUUUUAAAAUUUCUAAUUAUUUCUGUUAAGUUACACUGCCCUCAGCUAUAUCAAUUAACUAUUAAGGAAGUAAACUUUGAGAAUGUAGUGGGACAGAGAGCCUAAAAUGUGUAAAAGAUUUAUCUAUUCAUUAUAGUCAGGGGGGACUAGGUGUCUUGCCAAAGGUCAGAGGAAGCAUUUGUGACCAAGGGAGUAUAACACACUUUGUGUCCAACUCUUGUUCUUGAAUUAUAGUCACAUUUCAUGUGUGUUUUCUGAUAUUUUCCAUAUACUCCAGAUAUUUGUUAUGGAAAUCAAGUCCUUAAGUACCACUUCUAGAUGUUGGGCCUCUGUGGUAAGAUAACAGUCCAAAAAGUGUUUCCUUGUUGAACUGUUGGUGUUUAUAUUUAAAUACCACAUUUUCUUUAAAACUGUUCUAUUUUUCAUAGUACUGCUUUUUUUCUUUGCAUGUAUUUUCAUCAAUUUUGCUGUAAACAUGAGGUAGUAUGUUUAAAGCCUAGUUUAAAACUCUUAACAAUUAAAAUUUGGCUUGCUAUUAACAGUUAAACUCUUUGAGUGUAUUAGUCCCUCAUCUUUUGAUUUAGCUCAGUAUGGUUGAUUUAGACAUAAUUUUUGUUAAAUAAGAGAUUAGACUACCAUAAGUAGGAAAAAUGUAGGAUAGUCUCAUUGCUUGAAAUUAGUGAGAUGAUAAAUAGGGGCAUAAAACUUCCUAGAAAUUCAUCUAUCCAGGCAGAUUUUUCUUUUUUUCAUGCUGCAUUUGGAAAAAAAAAAGUGGACAUGUGCAGAAACUCUCCCUCAUUUCUACAGGAUACAUUGAAUGAAAAUACUUUUACAGCAGUCAUUACAGUACUUUUAAGAUUUAUGUUGGGGUUUUAAAAAAACUAUUUAGGUGAUUCCAGUGUGGCCUUACAGGCUCAAGAGGAGAUUAUUGAAAUGAAAGAUGUAUUUUCAGUAAAACUGAAACGUCGUCGUUUUGCAGGGCAGAAAAAAGGUGGUACUUUGUUGGGUAUCACAAUUUUUAAAUGCUUGAAUAAAGAAGAGAAUAAGCUUACAGACUUUGCUAUCCAUUUAAAUAACUUAAGUGAAGAUCAUUGUCAGUCAUGGUUUAGACAUCUGAAGGAAAUUCUGAAUGGGUUUCAAAGCAGACCAAAAUCCUUGAAAGUGUUUGUUAAUCCAAGCAGCCACAAAAGGGAAGCCACCCAUGUUUAUUUUGAAAAAGUUGCACCUCUUUUUAAACUUGCUGACAUAAAAACUGAUGUCACAGUAACUGAAUAUGAAGGACAUGCUCUCUCAGUACUUAAAGAAUGUGAACUGCAGGCAUUUGAUGGGGUAGUUUGUGUUGGUGGAGAUGGAUCUGUCAGCGAAGUUGCUCAUGGGUUACUACUUAGAGCCCAGAUAGAUGCUGGGAAAGACACAGACUAUGUAUCAAAGCCUGUCAGAGCACCGGUUCCUCUUGGAGUAAUACCAGCAGGUACUACAAAUAUUUUGGCCCACACACUCUAUGGUAUUAAACAUGCAGUGACUGCAACAUUGCACAUUGUAAUGGGACACAUUCAAGCAGUAGAUGUGUGUACUUUCAGCACUCCAAGCAAGCUGCUGCGCUUUGGGUUCUCGGCCAUGUUUGGGUUUGGGGCGAGGACUUUGGCUUUGGCUGAGAAGCACCGCUGGAUGCCCUCCAGUCAGAGGAAGGACUUUGCUUUUAUCAAAACACUGGCAGCUCUCAAGCCAGAGGAAUGUGAAUUAUCAUUUCUACCUCUACAAAUUCCGCAGGAAGACUGUCAGGAGAAGGACAGAAAGAAGAAAGAGAAAACGAAAAAAGGUAGCAAGGAUCAAUGGCAGAAAAUUCAGGGUCACUUCCUGAAUGUGAGCAUUAUGGCAAUCCCUUGUCUGUGUUCAAUGGCACCAAGAGGCUUGGCACCUAAUACGAGGUUGAAUAAUGGGAGCAUGGCUCUUAUUGUUGUACAAAAUACUUCUCGAACAGAGUUUAUAAAGCAUCUGAAAAGAUACACCAGUGUAGAAAAUCAGUUCAAUUUUCCCUUUGUUGAGACCUACACAGUUCAAGAAGUAAAAGUACAACCAAGGCUUAAAAGUGGACCUGAUGCCAAGGAAAAUACGCGUCUGAAUGCUGCCUCUGCAGAAGGAAAUUACCCUUGGAAUAUAGAUGGAGACUUAAUGAAAGAAGCAUCAGAAGUUCACAUUCGGGUGCAUCCUCAACUUAUUGAUCUCUAUGGAGUGAACACUGAUGACCUGGAGAGUUCCCAAGCAACGUGCAACUGCAUAUAGAAGGGACACACUGGAAAUUCUGUAAUAAAGAAUCCUAUUCUCACCUCUAUGCACAGCCUUCCAGUGUGCUGGACUUGUACUGAUGUCAGUUGUAGCAGAAGCUUGACUGGGAUGUUUGUUCAAGUUCUGGGUUUAAAUUCUUAUUAAAUGAUAUAUUUUUAUUGGGUUGUAUUUAACUGUAUAGGAGCUGUUAGGCUUUAACAAAAUUGAUUAUAUUGGUCUCUUACAAAUUUGGGAUUAGAGAAGUGUCCAUCAGAAUAGAAAAAAGUUUGGUUUUCAUUAUAGUCUAGAUUUUUUUAGAAUGAGAUACUUCUAAGUCUGCUGCUGCUAUCCACGUUGUCAGGUAACUCAGUUCAGAACAGGGAAGAACCAUACCUCUACUCACCAGCUCUAGUUGAAGAGUGGUGGCAAAAUAAAAAUUAAUUUAUUUUGCAUUUAUUUUUUUAAUCAAGUACUUCUAGUUACAAUUUUUAAUAUUGCCUUAAUACUUGUGCUCUCAAAAUGUUUCUAGUCAAAUAAUCUAAGAGAAUAUGCUGAUGUCUUAUACAGCUUUCCUUUGUUAAAAUGUAUUUUAAAAACUGCUCUUCGUAUAAAAUUAAUAUUUUCUUUAUCUUAGAACUGAAAUGUUAUUCAGCAUAGUUUUUGUUGUUGCUGAGACUAAAGUUAUGAUAAAUAAUUUGGAGUUGACUUAAGUUUUUAUAAUUUCCCUAUAGGGUAUAAACACAAUUUUUGAGUGUUUGUUUUUUUUGGUAACUUACUUAAUAUCGAAUACAAUAAUUUCAGAGGACAGCAAAUUAAGACUAUAUUUUUCUGGGAACUGGCUUCCUUUGAGUUGAAAAGUAGCAGAGUGUGUUUUUCAGUCUGCAGGACCAUGGAUAAUGAAUGUUCUCCUGGUCACUGAUCUAGGAAUCGUUCAGAAGGCAGAGCACAAAUAAUGGUGUGAAAGCUGAAUUUUUUCAGGGCAAGAAUGAGUUGUUUCAGGUGCUUUCUUCAGGAAGCAGUCAAGGGUAAUGUGAAAUCCAGUCCUUGUAUGAUGGUGCUAAGUCAAGGGCUUAAACCUUUACAAGACAUCUAUAGCUACUGUGAUUUUAAAUACUUUUUGUGAAAAAUUCUCAUCUGUGAUAAAUACACAGGACAAAGUACUGCACCUUAAGUACUGCAGAUGAAGAUUUGGCUCCUAGACCCAAACUGUUACCUGUUGUCAAAGUCACAGGGACCAGUCUCCAGUUAAAAUUCAUACUCUAUCCCAUCAAAUAUUUUUAACAUGCUAAGGCAAUUCAAACUAAGCUUCUUAAAGCUGUCUAAAAAGGCAUUCCAGCACCAUUUAGUAGAUUUAAAUGUUAUUUAUUAAAUGAAAUUUAACAAAAUAAUUGAACUUGGAGAACAAACAGCAUUCAUGUUAACUUGUUUGGGUUUUUAAUAAAAUGUAAUCGAAUAAUACUUUAUAAUCUUGCCACCAUCAGGACAUUGUACAUUCAUUUUUUGUCGACCUGGUUUAUAAAAGCUUCAUAAUUUUGCUUCAUAUCCUAAGAACAGGUAGCCAACAUUUACAUGUUAACAAUCAGAUCUGAAUAGAAAGUGUACAAUUUCCAAGGCAUCAUGAUCACAUGUACUGACUUAUGUAAACUAUUUCAAAGAUAAAUAAAAUGCUUUGGUUUCA
Molecule: messenger RNA, 7683 nt
Organism: Corvus hawaiiensis (hawaiian crow)
Lineage: Eukaryota; Metazoa; Chordata; Aves; Passeriformes; Corvidae
Gene: CERKL
Product: ceramide kinase like
Exons: 14
Coding region: 4674-6023 (449 amino acids)
Molecular function (GO): kinase activity
Source: RefSeq, a predicted model, not a curated record